This is a messenger RNA of Patiria miniata (bat star), 758 nucleotides long. Its product is annotated as iduronate 2-sulfatase-like. The record is from RefSeq and is a predicted model, not a curated record. Lineage: Eukaryota; Metazoa; Echinodermata; Asteroidea; Valvatida; Asterinidae. Gene Ontology annotation, molecular function: iduronate-2-sulfatase activity. The transcript is spliced from 3 exons. The coding region runs from base 88 to 561 and encodes 157 amino acids.
GCAUAGGCCAAGUUCAUGAAAUUUGUAUGUGUCGGCUACAGGACCAUAGACUUAGGGCAGGGCUAGGCGGAUGUUUGUUAUGUCACGAUGUUUAAAAAAAUCAUGAUCAGGCUGAUGACAAUACUGUCAGUUAUCAUGGUUGUGGAAAAGCAGGUCGACGGAGUUACCGGUGUUGACCUUGGACUUGGUUUUAAACCAAAUGUUCUGUUCCUGGUAGUUGAUGAUUUCCGACCAGCCCUUGGAAGUUAUGGGGAGAAAGUGAAGACACCUAAUUUAGACCAACUAGCUGCCCAGUCAAUUAGGUUCACAGAUGCGCGUGCACAGCAAGCUGUGUGUGCUCCAAGCCGUAUCUCUUUCCUUACUGGGAGACGCCCAGAUUCUACCUUACUGUGGGACUUCACGUCAAGCUACUGGCGGCAGGCAGCUGGAAAUUACACCACAUUACCACAACACUUCAAAGAAAGUGGAUAUUACACUUUGUCAGCUGGCAAAGUUUUCCAUCAUGGUAGGUAUAUGAAGAUAUUUAAUAAAGAAAUAUGCGUAGCUCACAAGUUAACUUGAACAUUCAAAACCAUAUGAGGCUCCAAUAAUAAUAAUAAAACAUUACAAAAAAUUAAAGCUUAAUACCUGUUUGAGAACAAAAGCUUAAAAGGAAUAUACAUAAUUUGCAAAUUGUGUCAAAAAAUACAAAACUACCAAAUUAUUAUGAAAUACUUUACUGGACUAUUAAAGAAUGACCGUCUGGUGUGCUGACAUUU